This is a messenger RNA of Scutellospora calospora, 426 nucleotides long. The record is from the annotation of a GenBank genome assembly. NCBI's taxonomy places the organism in Eukaryota, Fungi, Glomeromycota, Glomeromycetes, Diversisporales, Gigasporaceae.
GAAAUCACCGAAGAGGUUGUAGCAUAUGCAAGGUAUGGCGAACUUUCUGAGUUGCAGCUCAUAAUGAAAUCAUAUCCUGUUACAUAUCUUUCUUCGAGAGACGCCUCUGGAAACACAGCAUUACACAUGGCAAACAUUGUAGAGUAUAUAAUACAAACAUCAGGAACUUUGGGAAAUGAUGUGGUGAACGCGCAAAAUGAAUUGGGAAAUACGCCACUACAUUGGAGCGCAUUGAAUGGUCAUAUCGAAGUAGUCACUUUAUUGAUAUCAAAUGGAGCUGAUGUAAAGAUUAAAAAUAAAGCGGGAAGAACAGCAAUGUAUGAAGCCCAACAGAAUAAUCAUGAGAAAGUGGUGGAAUACUUAUUAUCUAAAUUGGAACCUGAAAAAGAACCAAAUGAAGAGUCAAAUAUAGAAGAUGUUAAUUGA